Dissoconium aciculare CBS 342.82 is the source of this 894-nucleotide messenger RNA. RefSeq lists its product as uncharacterized. The transcript has 6 exons. Bases 1 to 894 code for a protein of 297 amino acids. NCBI's taxonomy places the organism in Eukaryota, Fungi, Ascomycota, Dothideomycetes, Mycosphaerellales, Dissoconiaceae. The record is from RefSeq and is a predicted model, not a curated record.
AUGGGCUCCAGGGACUGUUCGGGAAUUCCUACCGUUCGUUUUACCCAGAUGGAGUCAAGUGCUAUGCGUAUGCCUGGUGCAGCAGGUAUCUACAUGUACCUAGGUAGCACCUGGGCACAGUUCAUAGCUCGAGCUGCCCUUAAACCAGCUGAUCACACCACACCACACUUCCGUCAUCCUCUCGGGAGUCAUCGCUCACUUUACUUCACACUCCUCAAUACUCUCCAGGGCCUCAACCACAACCUUGGAAUCCUCCCAGUCCCUCACCAUCGUCGUUACACUUCCUCUUCGUCCUACACACCUACAACAGUAAGAACACCGACGGCGAUCGCUUCACUCGAGCUUGCACAGAGGGUCUCCCAACUCCGCCAUGUCGUCUUCCAUGCCCAUCCCACCGCGGAAGCCGGCCGUAGGCGCCUCGAGCAACACCGCCUGGUCACCAGCAUCGUCAUCUUCCUCGUCAGCCUUUUACUCACCACCUUCCGCUUCCUCCUCCUCCUCUUCUACUACUCCUGGGAACUCAACCCCGUCGACCAGUUCCAUCCCGUCCACACCAAACAUGUCGUCCAAAGCGAAGCAAAAGGCACCCAUGUCGGCAUCUCCACCCUCUGCUGGCUGGAUCUCACCUCGCCGACCUUCACUACUCGUGGUUCCCACGUCACAGGCAGCUCAUUCACCCGGUCGGAAUACACGGUCGUCAACGUCAGCCAUUCACACGGUCCGCCUCGACUGGUCACAUGUGUCAAGUCUUCCCAAGGCUUUGAUUGGAACCAAGAGCUGUUCCUACCAUCCUACGCUGCUGACUUCGACGCCCGUGUCCUCGAGCACCGAUCGGACCCUGUCGAGGACAUCAUCCUAUCCGACGAGGAGGCUGCCGCGAUGAUGCCCCAGUGA